Chanos chanos (milkfish) is the source of this 2204-nucleotide messenger RNA. RefSeq names its product midline 2 (gene mid2). The record is from RefSeq and is a predicted model, not a curated record. Lineage: Eukaryota; Metazoa; Chordata; Actinopteri; Gonorynchiformes; Chanidae. Gene Ontology annotation, cellular component: microtubule. Gene Ontology annotation, molecular function: microtubule binding; zinc ion binding. Gene Ontology annotation, biological process: protein localization to microtubule. The transcript has 9 exons. The coding region runs from base 12 to 2156 and encodes 714 amino acids.
UUGGACUGAAGAUGGAAACACUGGAGUCCGAGCUGACAUGCCCAAUCUGCCUGGAGUUGUUUGAGGACCCGCUGCUCCUGCCCUGUGCCCACAGUCUCUGUUUCAACUGCGCCCACCGCAUCCUCGUUUCCCACUGCUCCAGCACCAAACCUCUCGAGUCCAUCUCCGCCUUCCAGUGCCCCACCUGCCGUUACGUCAUCACUCUCAACCAGCGCGGCCUGGAGGGCCUCAAACGCAAUGUGACGCUGCAGAACAUCAUCGACCGUUUCCAGAAGGCCUCCGUCAGCGGGCCCAACUCCCCCAGCGAGAGCCGGCGGCCGCGGCCCUUCAGCGCCAGCGUGAGCGUGAGCUUGAGCGGGCGGGGCAGCCCCGCCAGCAGCAGCGCCAUGUCGGCGGAACGCGUGGCCUGCCAGUUCUGCGAGCAGGAGCCUCCGCGCGAGGCCGUCAAGACCUGCGUGACGUGCGAGGUGUCGUACUGCGACCGCUGCCUGCGCGCCACGCACCCCAACAAGAAACCCUUCACCAGCCACCGCCUGGUGGAGCCCGUGGCCGACGCCCACCUGCGCGGCCUGGCCUGCCUGGAGCACGAGAACGAGAAGGUGAACAUGUACUGCGUGGUGGACGACCAGCUCAUCUGCGCCCUCUGCAAACUGGUCGGACGACACCGCGAGCACCGGGUCACCUCGCUCAGCGAACGCUUUGACAAGCUGAAGCAAACCCUGGAGAAUAACCUGGCCAAUCUGGUGAAGAGGAACAGUGAACUUGAGGACCAGAUGGCCAAACUCAUCCAGAUUUGUCAACAGGUGGAGGUGAACACGGCCAUGCACGAAGCCAAACUGGUGGAGGAGUGCGAUGAACUGGUGGAGAUCAUCCGGCAGAGGAAACAAGUCAUCGCCGUCAAGAUCAAAGAGUCCAAGGUUAUGAAGCUGCGUAAGCUGGCUCAACAGAUCGCUAACUGCCGGCAGUGCCUGGAACGUUCCAGUGCCCUCAUCACCCAAGCAGAACACAGCCUGAAAGAGAACGACCACGCCCGCUUCCUCCAGACUGCCAGAAACGUGGCAGAGAGGGUUGCCAUGGCCACCGCAUCCUCGCAGGUCCUCAUACCAGAUGUCAAUCUGAACGAGGCCUUCGACAAUUUUGCCCUCGACUUCUCCCGGGAGAAGAAAAUUCUGGAAGGCCUGGAUUACCUAACAGCACCCAACCCACCGUCUAUAAGAGAGGAGCUGUGCACUGCUUCCCACGAUACGAUCACCGUACACUGGACGUCAGAGGAUGAGUUUAGCGUCACCUCUUACGAGCUCCAGUAUACCAUCUACACGGGCCAGACCAACUUCAUCAGUGAGUCAGAGACACGAAACAUUCUCGCCUUUACACGUCCCAGAGGUCUGUAUAAUUCAGUGGACAGCUGGAUGAUCGUGCCCAACAUUAAGCAGAAUCAUUACACAGUACAUGGACUGCAGAGUGGAACUCGUUAUAUCUUCUUUGUCAAAGCCAUCAACCAGGCAGGCAGCAGGAACAGUGAGCCAGCUCGCCUCAAGACCAACAGUCAGCCGUUUAAAUUAGACCCAAAGACGGCCCAUAAGAAGCUUAGACUGUCCAAUGACUGUCUGACCAUGGAGAAAGACGAGAGCUCUCUGAAGAAAAGCCACACCCCCGAACGCUUCAGCAGCACCGGGGCGUACGGCGCCGCCGGUAACGUCUUCAUCGACAGCGGCUGUCAUUACUGGGAGGUGCUACUGGGAGCCUCGACAUGGUACGCCGUGGGCGUGGCUUACAAAUCGGCCCCGAAGAACGAGUGGAGCGGCAAAAACUCCUCCUCGUGGGUUUUCUCCCGCUGCAACAAUAACUUUGUGGUGAGACACAACGGGAAGGAGAUGCUGGUGGAGGCGUCUCUCCAGCUGCGGAGGCUCGGCGUGCUCCUGGACUACGACAACAACGCGCUCUCCUUCUACGACGCGAUGAGCUCCCAGCACCUCCACACCUUCGACAUCUCCUUCCUGCUGCCCGUGGCUCCCACCUUCAUGAUCUGGAACAAGUCGAUAAUGAUCCUGUCGGGCCUCCCCGUGCCCGACUUCGUGGACUGCCCCGAGCAGCAGGAGGGCAUGUGCCGCCAGCAGGAGUCACCCUACGUCUCGGGCAUGAAGGGCUGCCACUGAGGCUUCCACCUGGGGCAGGGUCGUUCCAGGGUCUCCUGGAACUCUCCA